Messenger RNA from Penicilliopsis zonata CBS 506.65, 990 nucleotides. RefSeq lists its product as hypothetical. Gene Ontology annotation, molecular function: oxidoreductase activity. The record is from RefSeq and is a predicted model, not a curated record. NCBI's taxonomy places the organism in Eukaryota, Fungi, Ascomycota, Eurotiomycetes, Eurotiales, Aspergillaceae. The transcript is spliced from 3 exons. Bases 31 to 933 code for a protein of 300 amino acids.
CUCAUCCUGUUCAUUAUCAAUACCUUCAUCAUGACUAUCCGCAACGUUGCCAUCUUCGGUGCCUCCGGCAACUUUGGCACGCCUAUCACCGCCGCUCUGAUCAACGUCAAUUUCUGCGUGACGAUCAUCAGCCGGAUAGAAUCCACAAGCCAAUUCCCAGAGGGCAUCCCCGUCAUCCGAACAGAAUAUACGCUCCCGGCUUUAACAGAAGCCCUGACCGGGCAAGACGCGGUGGUCUGCGUCGUCGGUCCAGCAGGGAUCCAUCACCAGAACACGAUGAUCGACGCGGCAGAGGCGGCAGGGGUACGGCGUUUCAUCAUUGAUGAUUUCGGCUGGGGACCCAAUGUGCGUGGAUUACCUGAGUUUGAGCCUGUACGGGCUCAACGCCGCGUUCCAUGGGAUCACGCCGAGAAGGUGGCUGCUAGAAAUCCCAACUUUACAUACUGCGGAAUUGCAACGGGGAAUCCAAUCGAUUGGGCACUUAAACGCUUCCCGAAAAUGGGCUUCAACCUCAAAGACCAGUCAGCUGUGAUCUACGACGCAGGGAACGAAAUGUUCACAGGAACAACGCUGCAAGGUAUCGGCCAGGCGGUGGUGGGCGUCUUAUCCCAUCUAGAAGAAACGAAGAACCGCCUCGUCAAGGUGCAAUCCAUCCAGACGUGCCAGAACGAGCUACUCGCGGCGUUUGAAAAGGAGACAGGAACAAAAUGGAGUGUCGAGCGGUUGACGACACGGUCCCUCAAGGAAAGCGGGCGCCGCAAACUGCAGGCUGGGGAUGGAGGAUGGGUCUUGGAUCUUGUGGUUGCGCAGCUGUUCGACGAGGGAGAGGCGAGAUGCUUGGUUGCGCGGACGAGAGAAGAUUCAGAUGCUGAACUCUUGGGCAUCAAGGAGGAAACAGCAGACGGCAUCGCUACUGCUGCUCUAACUCUAUAGAAAUCAGUCGAAAUGAAUGUUGUUAUGAAAUGAAAAGAUGUAUAUUAGAACAGUAAC